Messenger RNA from Ostrinia furnacalis (Asian corn borer), 3170 nucleotides. It is a transcript of the gene GTPBP1, whose product is annotated as GTP-binding protein 1. Gene Ontology annotation, biological process: translational elongation. The transcript is spliced from 13 exons. The record is from RefSeq and is a predicted model, not a curated record. Gene Ontology annotation, molecular function: GTPase activity; GTP binding; translation elongation factor activity. Lineage: Eukaryota; Metazoa; Arthropoda; Insecta; Lepidoptera; Crambidae. Bases 197 to 1996 code for a protein of 599 amino acids.
GAAGGAAAGUGUCAAGUUGGCUGAGUUGUCAAAAUGUUGGCAUGAGUUCCAUCUGUUUUAUUUUGCUGAAAUCUAUUUUCAUAACAUAAAUUCCGUAUAAAUUGGUAAUUAAGAGGUGGCACUAUAACAGAAAGUGAUGUGAUGACAUAAUGUGUAAUUGUUAUUGAGCAUUGCAAAGGAACGUAUCUCUUAAACUAUGGAUACUAUGCUCGAUUCGCCGGUGAAGACGAGCCCUUCGGGGGAGGCCGAGGGAUAUGUGGAAAGUGAGACAGAUUACUCCAGCAUCAGGGGCAAGAUGAUCCUGGUCAGCCCCACUGCCGAUGAAUAUGAACUAUUAAGGAAACAGCUUCUGGAAAGGUUAGAAGCUGGAAAUGGAGAAAUUAUAUAUGAUAUUGGACUAGGGGAAGAUGGGCGAGGGCUGACAGAAGACGAAUACAGCGCUUCAGUGGCGACGCUGCAGUCGCUGGUGAGCGGCGAGCGCGUGUCGUGCGUGGAGCUGCGCCGCUGGGAGUGCGGCAGCGGGCUCACCGGCCAGUACCUGCUGCGCGCCGAGCUGGAGCACACGGACUUCAUGGAGAUCAGAGUGGCGGUGGUGGGCAACGUAGACGCGGGCAAGUCGACUCUGCUGGGUGUGUUGACGCACGGCGAGCUUGACAACGGGCGCGGGUACGCUCGCCAGCGCCUCUUCCGCCACAAGCACGAGCUCGAGAGCGGCCGCACCAGCUCCGUCGGCAACGACAUCCUCGGCUUCGACAGCAUGGGUAACGUGGUGAACAAGCCGGACCACGGUACGCUGGACUGGGUGAAGAUCUGCGAGAAGUCGUCGAAGGUGAUCACGUUCAUCGACCUGGCGGGCCACGAGCGCUACCUCAAGACUACCGUUUUCGGCAUGACGGGACACGCGCCUGACUUCGGGAUGCUUAUGAUCGGCGCGAACGCGGGCAUAGUGGGCAUGACGAAGGAGCACCUGGGCCUCGCGCUGGCGCUGUCGGUGCCGGUGUUCGUGGUGGUGACGAAGGUCGACAUGUGCCCGCCCAACGUGCUGCAGGACAACCUCAAGCUGCUGGUGCGCGUGCUCAAGUCCUCCGGCUGCCGCAAGGUGCCCGUCAUGGUCAAGAACAAGGACGACGUCAUCGUCAGCGCCACCAACUUCGUGUCGCAGAGGCUAUGCCCCAUCUUCCAAGUGUCUAACGUGACGGGCGAGAACCUGGAACUUUUGACGAUGUUCCUGAACCUGCUGAAGACGCGGAUGCCGGCGCACGACGACAAGCCCGCCGAGUUCCAGAUCGACGACACCUACUCCGUGCCGGGUGUGGGUACAGUGGUAUCAGGCACGACACUAGCGGGCGUGAUCCGGCUGAACGACACGCUGCUGCUGGGCCCCGACCCGCUGGGCCGCUUCCAGCCGAUCACCGUCAAGAGCAUCCACCGCAAACGCAUGGCCGUGCCCGAGGUGCGCGGCGGACAGACGGCUAGCUUCGCGCUCAAGAAGAUAAAGCGGUCGCAGAUCCGUAAAGGCAUGGUGAUGGUGUCGCCGGCGCUGAACCCGCAGGCGUGCUGGCAGUUCGAGGGCGAGAUCCUCGUGCUGCACCACCCCACCACCAUCUCCUCGCGCUACCAGGCCAUGGUCCACUGCGGCAGCAUCCGGCAGACGGCGUCGAUCCUGUCGAUGUCGCGCGACUGCCUGCGCACGGGCGACAAGGCGCUGGUCCGCUUCCGCUUCAUCAAGCACCCCGAGUACCUCAGGCGAGGGCAGCGCAUGGUGUUCCGCGAGGGCCGCACGAAGGCGGUGGGCAACGUGCUGCGGCCUGAGCCGCACGCCAGCAAGCCGCCGCCGCGCCGCGCCAACCACGCGCCCGCGCCGGCGCUCGACACGCAAGAGAGCGACGUGACGGCGGCGGACUCGCCGUUCGAGGUGGCCAACGACAAGCGCUCGCGGCGCCCGCGCAAGCGCCACGACAAGCCGCCCGACCAGCCUGCAGCGCCACGCGUCUGAAGCCCGCUCGCCGAACACGACGCCUCACCAGUGCAGGGGACUUCUCACUUUACACCACCAUAUCAACCCUAAACAUUACAGCAAAUUAUAUGAUUCAAUAAAGUUUGACUUGCCGCCUGCAUUCCGCCUAAGGACUUUCCAACAAACUUUUCGUGUUUACUUUCUAUGGGUGAGCCAUAAAAGCGUCUUUUGCCUAUAGUGUUGUGUCGUGAGGCGUCGUCGCUAACAGUGUCACUGACUCGUAUCAAGUUUCUCGAUGUCUCCUUCGGAAGUACAUGCAACUAGAUAUAGGUACAAAUCUUACCUAGAUCAACUAGAAGGUCCAUAGCGUGGCUAGAUUCUCGAAAUCGAGGUUCCGACUGGAAAUAUCUGGGGUAUAGCACACUCUGGUACAGGUUUUUACAGUCAUUAUGUAAUCCAUUACAUGCAUAAAUUGAAGAGAACUCCAUAUUUUAAUAGGAAUAUUAAUGUCUAAAAUUUUAUACUUUCAUGCACUUUACUAAAAAUGUCUCCAUCUGUAAUAAAUAAGCCUAUCUUUAAGAAGUAAUAGUUCCAGUAUUUCCAGUAUUUCCUUUAUAUAAUGUACCUUUUAAUUCAAUUAUGAAUAACACAAUAUAGAAGAUUCAUACAUACUAUUCAAGAUUUGCUCAUUCUAAAUAAAAAUGGUUUACUUUUGAUUUUUGUAUGCUUAUGUAGUAAAAUGGUUGCAAAGUUCUAGUUGUGGUGAUAAAGGCAAUAAAUAUUUUUAUACAUGAACCAAAAAUAGAAGAAAAUUAAGACAAAAAAUAAUAUUGAUGUGCAAAAAUAACAAAAACAGAACUUUUUAUUCAUAGUUGGUUGGCUUGUGAUGGAUAUUUUGUUUAGAAAUACAACCUUAUUUUUGGAAAGUAAUGGUUUUAUUUAUGUUAUUAUUCAUAUUUUUUGUUUUUCAAAAUUAUUAUAAUUAAUAUUAAUACAUGGAUAUUUUUUGUUUUUCAAAAUUUGAUUUUGAUUGAAGAUGACCUAACUGAAAAUAGUCUCAUUUUAUAAAAAGCUAAUGUAUGACUACUACAAGCACAUUGUUAGUGAGGCUAGCUGCUAUUCAUAUCAUACAGUAUUUGAUUAUUUACAAUACAAUUAGAAUGUGAUUUUUUCUAGUUUAAGUAAGAGGAUAUUUUUAUUGAUUUGUUCAAGA